Anopheles coustani is the source of this 1091-nucleotide messenger RNA. RefSeq lists its product as uncharacterized. Bases 86 to 589 code for a protein of 167 amino acids. The record is from RefSeq and is a predicted model, not a curated record. The transcript has 2 exons. NCBI's taxonomy places the organism in Eukaryota, Metazoa, Arthropoda, Insecta, Diptera, Culicidae. Gene Ontology annotation, biological process: regulation of DNA replication.
UUACGCCUACAGUUUAUUGUGAAGAAACAUUUGGAGGGAAAAGCACGCAGUUCUUGUAUUGUCCUGUGCGGUACAAUUUACCAAAAUGAGUGCUUCAUCGACAACCAGCAUAAUACCCGAGGAUUCGUCGGCGGAACAAGAGAAAGGCAAUCUUAAAGAACGAGGUAACAGCACACUGAAAGAAAACAUGCAACACGGAAGUUUUCCUGCAAACACAAGGGAAUUGCUAAAAGGAUUUUUAGAACCUAUGUGGUUGAAAAUUUCGUCCAAAUCGACACAAACUGUCAGUCAAGCCGAGGUGGACAUCACGGCGGAAGACCCCUGCCAGGAUUACUGGUUGUCUUUAGCGGAACAUCGACGAAUAGCACUAGAACAAACGUUGGCUGAAAACGCAGGUCUUCACAUCACUGCAUGUGAAUUGCAAAGUCAAGUAGAAAAAAACAAUGUCCUUAAAAGAGAACUGCAGAAUGUUAAUGACACGCUCAUGGAUUUGCUAGGGGACGAUAUUAUGGACCCUACACGUGGUGAAUGGGAUCCGGUGGAUGAUAGUGGUGUUGUCCAAGGCAAUGAUUCAUGCAUGGAGUAUUAGCUUAUUUAUAUUUCUCUAUUCUCAAUUACUUUGGUGCCAUCAUCUUACGAUAUUCAGUUUCAUUCAAACAAAAGAAUUUAUAACAGCGCGUUUCCUAUCGAACUAGUUAUGUCAAAACGCUCUGGAUUUGAACUCCCACCAACAAUCAUACAUGAUUGUCUAUUCUAUGCAAAGUAUGCACGUUGAAAUGAGCAUUACUACAAUACAUGCUAUAUUUCUUUUUUUUAUAUAAUAAAUAAGCGUUUGUUAUACAAAGAGUCAAAGAUACAUCAGCCUGGUGAAGACAUUGUUUAUGUUAGGAACUAUCGAUAAACCGCUUAAAACGAUAGCAAUCAUGAAAAUGCACUUCAUGUUCAUUAUCUUUGUAGCGUUACAUGGUGCAUGAGACUUAUUCAUGUGAUGCUGGAUAGUAUCGUACGGAAACCUACCGGAAGUAUUCGGCCCUGAAGGUCCGCCGUUUAGGGCUUAAGAGAGCAAAUCUAAAAGGAUCGAUUGUUGCCUU